Molecule: messenger RNA, 2199 nt
Organism: Diaporthe amygdali
Lineage: Eukaryota; Fungi; Ascomycota; Sordariomycetes; Diaporthales; Diaporthaceae
Exons: 8
Coding region: 1-2199 (732 amino acids)
Biological process (GO): transmembrane transport
Molecular function (GO): oligopeptide transmembrane transporter activity
Source: RefSeq, a predicted model, not a curated record
AUGGAUCCCGAGAGAACGGACGGGGAGCCAUUGCCGCAGGCUGUGAAAGCUCUAUCCGAGAAGGAUACUCACGACGUUCAUGACAGCGGGGGAUCAGAUGUCAUCAAUGGCCAUCUCAUCGAGCUCGAGGUAGACUUGUCGCGGGUCAUCGGCGAGGAUGAAAUUGAAGGCGACUGGGAUGCUGAUACAAGCCCCUUCCCGGCUGUCCGCGCUGUCGUCCCCGAGACGGACGACAGCGCGAUGCCCGUCAAUACCUUCAGGGCUUGGUUCCUUGGCAUCGUUUUUGUUUUCCUCGGGGCUGGUGUCAACCAAUUCUUCGGGUUACGCUACCCGGGCGUCCACAUUGUGUCCUUGGUUGCGGAGUUGAUCGCCUACCCUAUAGGUGUCUUUCUUGCCCAUCUAAUGCCCAUCAGCCGCCUCAACCCGGACAGACAUUUCAACAUCAAAGAACACGCCCUUGUCACCAUCAUGUCUAAUGUGUCUUUUGGCUUUGGAUCCGCCGAUGCUACCAACAUCAUUCAAGCAGCCAAACUGUACGGCUUCACUUUGCAGACUGGUUUUAGUGUUAUGGUCGUGCUUUGUUGCCAACUCCUAGGCUAUGGUGUUGCAGGGUUGAGCGCCAGGUGGCUUGUUGAACCGGCGAGUAUGAUCUGGCCGGGUGUGCUAAGCAAUGUUGCCCUGCUAACCUCGCUUCACUCAAGAGCUAAUGCGGUGGCCGACGGAUGGAAGAUUACACGUAUCAGGUUCUUCAUGGUCGUGGGAGGAUGCGCAUUCGUCUGGUACUGGCUCCCAGGUCUGAUGUGGACAGGACUCUCCUACUUUACCUGGAUAUGCUGGAUCGUCCCCGAUCGUGUCGUGAUUAACCAAAUUUUCGGGAUGGUGACCGGAAUGGGGCUCUUCCCUCUGACGUUGGACUGGUCGAUGGUCGCUUACAAUACGAACCCCUUGCUGAGCCCCCACUGGGCAGCCGCCAACGUCUUCUUCGGCUUUGCGCUGUUCUUCUGGGUCGUCACCCCUGCUCUUUACUAUACCAACACCUGGUUUACCGCAUUCCUGCCCUUCUGCACCGCAGAUGUGUAUGAUCGGUUCGGAGAAGUCUAUGACUCGACCAAGGUAAUUACUGGACAAUUCUUUGACGAGGCCAAAUACAAAGACUACUCGCCUCCAUACCUGCCCGCCACCUUUGCCUUUGUUUAUGGGCUGUCAUUCGCAUCGAUCACAUCUGUCCUAUCGCACGUCUACUUCUUCCACUGGAAUGAGAUCGUGCACGCAUUUCGAGGCUCAACGAAGCUCGAUGUUCACUCAAGAAUGAUGAGGGCCUACAAGAGGGUGCCCGCCUGGUGGUUCCUAUCCAUCAUUGUCAUUGUUCUCGCUAUGUCAAUCGCGAUGACUGAGGUGUACCAUACCGGACUCCCGGUCUACGGUAUCUUUCUCGCCUUUAUCAUUCCUGCGGUUUAUAUGAUACCAUGUGGCAUGAUUCAAGGCGUGACAAACGUGGAUGCCAACCAGGUCAACGUCUUGUCAGAAUUCAUUGGGGGCUACAUGUUCCAGGGAAAGCCCAUAGCCAACAUAUUGUUCAAGAUCCUCUCCACAGAUGUUGUUGGUCAAGGUCUAUACUUCGCGUCUGAUAUGAAGCUUGCGCACUAUCUCAAGAUUCCCUCGAGGACUCUUUUCUUUGCCCAGGGUAUCGCGACUAUCCUAGGGGCUUUAACUCAGGUCGGUGUGACCCUCUGGAUGCUGGGAAAUGUCGAAGGCAUCUGCACCGACGACCAGCCAAACGGCUUCACUUGUCCAAAUGGACUUACGGUUUACUCUUCCUCCAUCAUAUGGGGCCUGAUUGGCCCAGGUCGCCUCUAUUCUGUCGGUAGAAUUUAUUCGGGUCUAUUGCACUUUUUCUGGAUAGGCCUCAUCUUGCCGCCAAUCACGUAUUACAUUUUCAAGAAGACAAAGUCUGAAUUUGUUCGCAAGAUCAAUUGGCCACUGAUUUUCUAUAAUUAUGUCCUUGCUGCUGCUUUGGACACGGGACUUGCCAUUUCUGGCAUUGUAAUAUUUUUUGCCAUCACAUAUGGGCCAAACAUCCAAUUUCCCGAUUGGUGGGGCAACACAGUUUGGCAAAACACGGCGGAUGGUCUUGGGACACCUUGGCUGCAGAUGCCAUCAGUUGGGUAUUUCGGCGGCGCCAACGGAACCUGGGCAUGA